This is a messenger RNA of Psilocybe cubensis, 204 nucleotides long. RefSeq lists its product as uncharacterized. NCBI's taxonomy places the organism in Eukaryota, Fungi, Basidiomycota, Agaricomycetes, Agaricales, Agrocybaceae. The transcript is spliced from 5 exons. The record is from RefSeq and is a predicted model, not a curated record. The coding region runs from base 1 to 204 and encodes 67 amino acids.
AUGCUGAUGGUCGACGUGGCUAGUGGUGUAGACGCGAGUCGGAGCCUGCUCGCUGAUAGUGUGCUCGUUGUGGCGGGUGUUGGUGUCUCCCUCACCAUUAUUGCGGCCGUUGUAAGUGACAGUGUUGAUGGACGUGGCAGGUGGCGUGGACGCGAGUCGGGGAGGGCUUUCAGCGUGCUCGUUGUUGCGGGUGCUGCCGUCUAG